GAAAAAAAUUCAUUGUCAAAUUGACGGUGUUUCGCAGUGUGUUAUAAACUCUUGUACUGGUGUUGGCUCAUCAUUGUCAUCAAGUGUUUGUCAUCGUGAUAAAUUAUACAAAGAUAUUAUUAAAAAUGGUGACAUAUUAAUGAAUAGAUUACAAAUACUUUCAACAAUUAUUGACAUUUAAAAAAUAAUCAAGCAAAGCUAAAAAGAAAAUAAAUCAAAAUAAAAAUAUAAACAUAACCUCACUUUAUCAACAACAACAACAACACAAUCAGUUUAAUUAUAUAAAUAAAAUUAUAAUAAAAGUAAAUAAAUAAUGGCACUUAAAUUUAUGACUGGUAAUUCAGCAAGGUUGAUAAAAAAACCACAAGAUUUUAGUCAAAAAUUUAAAUAUUUAUUGGUACUGGAUUUUGAGGCAACAUGUGAAAAAGAAAUACCAAUAAAUAAACCAGAAAUCAUUGAAUUUCCAUGUCUUGCAGUGAAUACAAAUAAUUGGAAAAUUGAAAAUUCAUUUCAUUCAUAUGUUAAACCAAAAAUAAAUCCAAUAUUAUCACCAUUUUGUACAGAUUUAACUGGUAUAAUGCAAGAAACUGUUAAUGAUGAGCAACAUUUUCCAAUUGUUUUUCAUGAAUUUUGUAAUUGGCUUAAUGAUAAUAAAUAUCUAGAUGAUGAUAACAAUAAAAGUGCAUUUGUAACAUGUGGUGAUUGGGAUUUAAAAGUAAUGCUACCAGCACAAUGUCAAUAUGAUAAUAUACAAUUGCCAAAUUAUUUAAAACAAUGGAUUAAUUUAAAAAUAAGUUUCUAUGAUGCAAAAAAACAUUUUCCAAAAAGUUUAAGAGACAUGCUUAGAAGAUUAAAAUUAGAACGUCAAGGUACUUUACAUUCUGGACUAUAUGAUGCAAUUAAUAUGGCAAAAGUUAUUCAAGAACUUGGAAGUAAUUAUAAAACAGUUUUCGAUAUAACAAAUAAAAAUUAAAAUAGAAAAUUCGAAAUAAAUACUUUUUAAUUAUCAAAAAAAAAUGAU
Messenger RNA from Aphidius gifuensis, 1021 nucleotides. RefSeq names its product ERI1 exoribonuclease 3. The coding region runs from base 314 to 973 and encodes 219 amino acids. Gene Ontology annotation, biological process: exonucleolytic trimming to generate mature 3'-end of 5.8S rRNA from tricistronic rRNA transcript (SSU-rRNA, 5.8S rRNA, LSU-rRNA). Lineage: Eukaryota; Metazoa; Arthropoda; Insecta; Hymenoptera; Braconidae. The record is from RefSeq and is a predicted model, not a curated record. Gene Ontology annotation, molecular function: nucleic acid binding; 3'-5'-RNA exonuclease activity. The transcript has a single exon.